This is a messenger RNA of Macadamia integrifolia, 4245 nucleotides long. RefSeq lists its product as uncharacterized. NCBI's taxonomy places the organism in Eukaryota, Viridiplantae, Streptophyta, Magnoliopsida, Proteales, Proteaceae. The coding region runs from base 472 to 3774 and encodes 1100 amino acids. The transcript is spliced from 3 exons. The record is from RefSeq and is a predicted model, not a curated record.
UUACUGAGAAAUUUGGGGCCUUUUCUCUCAUCUAUUUUCUUGUAUUUGGUUCCCGCUGGGCGGGGUGCCUUGCCUGCCUUGUUUGGGUCUGCAACUUUCCCUCUCUUUCUGUUCUUCAGUUCCUUUUUUUUCUUUUGUUCAAUCUCACUUUCUCUUCUAGGAAAUCAAAUUUCAGGCUUUGUUUAUCUUCGAAAUCUAACAAUUUUCAGGACCUUAGUUGUAUACGUUGGUGGAAUCUAGGGCUGUUUGGGAUUUUCUGUGCGUCUUUGAAUUGGAGUGCCAACUUGACAUAGAUAUUGUGGUGGCUUGUGUGGAUGCUCACUCGAAGUGUGGUUCAUAGAAUUUAUAAAUCGCUUGAGAAUCUGUGACAGUUGUUGAACGUGGAAAAGAGGGAUGGGUGAGGAUCCAGGCAAUGCAUUGCAUUUUUGCUUACGUUAGUUGUCCAGUCCAAGAGAGAGAUAGAAACCGUCCAUGAGGGAAGCUGAGUUAGAAGGUAUGGCAUCAAUGAUGGACUGCAACAAAGAAGAGGCUAUUAGAGCCAAGGAAAUUGCUGAGAAGAAGAUGCAAAAUAAAGAUUUUGUGGGAGCUCGGAAGAUUGCUCUCAAGGCUCAACAACUGUACCCAGAUCUAGAUAACAUCUCCCAGAUGCUUACUGUUUGUGAAGUUCACUGUUCUGCUGAGCAGAAGUUCCUUCAUUCAGAGAUGGACUGGUAUGGAAUCCUUCAAAUCACUCAAACAGCUGAUGAAGCAUCCAUAAAAAAGCAGUACCGGAAACUUGCCCUACAGCUUCAUCCUGACAAGAACAAGUUUGCUGGAGCAGAAGCUGCCUUUAAGCUGAUCGGGGAAGCACAAAGGGUGCUUACAGAUCAGCAAAAGCGAACUAUAUAUGACAUGAAAUGUAAACACUCUAUGAGAACUGCUGCACCAAGGCAGCCACAGCAGCCAGUGAAUAGAAACAUUUUUGUCACGAAACCUCCUGUUACUCGGAACAAUUUUACGAGUACUACUUCCCAGCAGUUCACAGGCUUGAACAUGAAUCAAGAACAGCAGAAGGGUGAACAAACUUUCUGGACUCUCUGCCCAUUUUGUGGUAUUAGGUACCAGUAUUACAGAAAUGUUUUGAACAGGGCUUUGCGAUGUCAAAGUUGCACCAAGCCUUUCGUUGCCUAUGAUAUGGAUGCUCAGGGUCCCGCUGGAGGAGCCAACAGGGAUCAAUCUGCAUCUACUCAACAAAAAGAGGUACCUGGUCAGGGUACUAAAGUGGGUUCACAAGGUACUUUUGGGAACCCUCCUGGUGUAGGGUCUCAGAGAACUUUUGGCUCUGGGACCUGGGAACAACAGCAUUUCCCAAAGACAGGAAGUACUUUUGAUGUUAGUAGAGAUUCUAAAGGCACGGGAAAAGAAGGUGGAAAUGUGGAUAUGGGAGUUCGGGAAGAAGGCAAGAGAAGGCCCAAGAACCAAGAAAAAAAUGAGGGGUUAAAACCUUCAGGGAACACGGAUAAGAAGAGGCAAAGGAAAUUAGAUGAAGACAGUAGUGAAAGUUUUGACACUGGAAGCAGCAGUGACAUGGAAGAAGAUGGUUCUCAUCCGGCUGGGCAAAACUCUGGUUUCACUGGGGCCCGUUACCCUCGGAGGUCCAGUAGGCAAAAGAAUAAUGUUACUUAUAAAGAAGAUGUAAGUGAUGAUGAUGACUUCUCAAGCCCUCCAAAAAGAUCAAGGGUGAGUGGAUCAUUUCAUGCGACACAGGAGAAGAAUAAGGAUGCUGCUUCUCCAGGAGGGUUCCCCAAAAUCCAUAGACCAUCCACUUCUGAUGCUGCUUUUCACAAUGAUGUGAAAAUGGAGAACCCUCCUGAAAAAAAUUUACCAAAUGGAAGGAAUGAAACUGAGACAUGCAAAAGAAAUGGGAAAGAAACGGAUGUGGUGGGUGACAAUGAAGGAAGGUCCAAACUUGAUGAUGAUUCUAAAUCAAUUGAGAGUCCCAAGACCAUGCCAGAUCCUGAGUUUUAUGAUAUUCCCGAUCCAGAUUUCAGUAACUUUGACCAGUUAAGAGAACCAGAAAAGUUUGCUGUUGGCCAGAUCUGGGCUCUUUAUGAUACUAUAGAUGCCAUGCCUAGGUUCUAUGCCCGUGUUAAGAAAGUGUAUUCACCUGAGUUCAAGAUACGGAUUACUUGGCUGGAGCCUACUCCAGAAGAAGAAGAUGAGAUUGCUUGGGUCGAGGAGGAUUUGCCUUUUGCCAGUGGUAGUUUCAAACAUGGGAAGACCGAAGAUACUCAAGAUCAGCUUAUGUUCUCUCAUGUGAUUACGUGGGAGACAGGCAACCGUAGGAAUACUUUCAAGAUAUACCCUAGAAAGGGAGAAACGUGGGCACUCUUCAAGGACUGGGAUAUUAAAUGGAACUCUGAUCCAGAGAACCAUCGGAAAUAUGAGUAUGAAUUUGUAGAAGUCCUUUCAGAAUAUUUCGAUGACUCUGGGAUUAGUGUUGUGUACUUGGGUAAGAUGAAAGGAUUUGUCAGCCUGUUUAGGCAAAUUCCGAAGGACGGCAUUUGUUCAUUUCAGAUACCACCCAAUGAAAUAUUGAGGUUCUCCCACAGGAUACCUUCUUUUAGAAUGAAUGGUACGGAAAGAGAUGAUGUUCCAGAAGGAUCUUAUGAACUUGAUCCUGCUUCUCUUCCUACUGACGUUGAAGUGUUUGCUCAUGCUGAAGAUGUGAAUUUGGACAAUGGAAGUAAGAGCUCAUGUCCAAUGUUUCCCAAGGAGAAUGCAAAGCCCAUGAUGGAGUCUAGAGUUCCUGAUAGACAGCAAAAUAGUUCGGAUCUGAAUGAGGAAAAUGGCUUGGGAACAAGGAAUUCAGAAAACAGCAACCAGAAUCCGAUGGAACUGAAUGAAACACUUAAGAAAUCCAGUCAAGAAAAUGCAGGUCAGUGUGCUGAUGAGGAGAAGACACAGAAUCAUCUGAACAAUGUAAAAAAUGGCAGCUUUGAUGGCUUCGCUGAAGCAGGUGUAUCAACAUGUCGGGAUGAUGAGGAGAGGCAUAUAGUGGUUGAUGACACCAUUUCAGACAGCAUAAAUGAAGAUCCUAGUUCUGGUCCUGCUUCAUCUUCAGAACCUGAUGAAAUCCCGGAGACACAAUUCUAUGAUUUCAACACUGGCAAAACCACCGAGAAGUUCAAGACUGGUCAGGUCUGGGCAAUGUAUAGUGACCAUGAUGGCAUGCCUAAGUUCUAUGGGAAAAUAAAGAAAAUUACUCAUGCACCAGAUUUCAAGGUGUCAAUCACAUGGCUCGAAGCCUGCGCUUUGCCAAGAGGUAGUAUUGAGUGGACUAAUAAAGAUAUGCCUGUCUGCUGUGGUGUAUUUCAAACUGAAGAGGAUACCGAAUAUGAUAACACCGGUUCCUUUUCCCAUCAAUUAGAAGCUGAACAAACUGGUAAGAACAAAUAUUCCAUCUACCCUAGGGAAGGUGAGGUUUGGGCAUUGUACAAGAACUGGGAUGCAAAAUGGACUGUUUCCAAUCUGCCUGACUGCAAGUAUGAUGUAGUAGAAAUCCUUGAGCGUAAUAGUUUGCGAACAAAAGUGCAGUUCCUGGUCCUGGUCGAUGGUUAUAAGACGGUUUACAAGGCUGCAACGAGAAGAGGGUCAAAAGUCACCUUGGAGAUCUCAUGUAGAGAGUUGCUUAGGUUCUCUCAUCAGGUUCCUGCAUUCCGGCUGACGGAGGUGGAAAAUGGCAGGUUGAGAGACUGUUGGGAGCUUGAUCCUGCAUCAUUGCCGUCCCCCUAGAUUUGGUGGAAUUAAAAUAUGAGAUGGUAAGUCUUAUCCCAUCCAGUGCAUGUCCCUGGUUCAUUCAGUAUCACUUGUAGCCUGUAUCUUCCACCCAAAUGCUUGUGAAAUUUUGAAUGGUUUUCAAAGAUCAGAUUUUGACCUUUCACAUUUUGGACCGGUGGCUGAUACUACCUGUUCAACCCAGUUGAUAGUGCUGGAUGCAUAGAGCUUUCUUUGCUCCUCAAAGUGUGCAUAGUCUGACAAUGAAUGAUUCUCUCUCUCUCUCUCUCUCUCUCUCUCUCUCUCUCUCUCUCUCUCUCUAUAUAUAUAUAUAUAUAUUUUCAAAUGUAUCUUACCUUAUCUUCUUGUUUUGAUUCCUUUAGGUCACCUUAUCUUCAUGUUUUGUAGGUGUUUAGUGGUGGGACCUAUUAGUUAAUCAUGUUUUGCCCCCAUUACUGUUAACAUCAGAUGUUUAUGUGACAUCUUUGG